ACGCGCUCUUCGAUAGCAUCAAAGAUGGCGGAAGAUUUAUCGCAAAAUCUGCAAAGUUAUCAAAUUCAAUUGCAGCAGGUUGAAGCAGCUCUUACUAAUGAUCCAGAUAAUGAAGAACUCUUAAAAUUGAAGAAAGAUUUACAGGAAGUAAUUCUUUUAACAACUGAUCUAAUUGCUGCGAAUUCUGAGAAAGCCGUUCCCGCUGUAAGUCUUGAAGGAUCGAGUAAAGAUUCAAGCAUUCUUAAAUAUUGGAAACCAGGAGAUAAGUGUUUAGCACCUUGGUCCGAAGAUGGACAGUAUUAUGAAGCUGUUAUUGAAGACAUAACUGAAAAUGGCCAAUGUACAAUCAACUUUACCUUGUAUGGAAACACAGAUGUCUCUGAUGUUGAACACUUACGGCCUUUGGGCAGAGAACAUGGAGAUUUUCCAGAAAGCUCAUCAAAAUCCAGAAAACAAAUUAUUCAAGCACAGAAAGAGUAUAAAAAGAAAAAAGCUCAAAAGAAGGCUCAAAGGAUGAAACAGUUGGAAGAAGAACGUGAGAAAGAGAAACUUAAAUGGCACAGUUUCAACUCUAAAGCAUUUAAUAAAAAAGGGCAUGUGAAAAAAAGUAUUUUUGCCUCACCCGACAACAUUAAUGGCCGUGUUGGUAUUGGGACUUGUGGCAUUGGAGGUAGACCUAUGACUGAGUUUCAACAGCAAGAGAAAUGGAGAAGACCAAUGAAUGGACCUUUGAGUAAAGUUGCUGCGCUGAAGGGACAAUCAUCUCAUUUUUGAAUUUGAAGUUCAAUGCCUCAAGCUUUUUCAUUUCAUCCAGUGGAAGAGAGGUGCUAUUGUAAAGAGCAAACAAUGCUGUAAAUAGUUUUUCCUUUUUUUUUUUUUUGCUUGUGUUUGCCUUAUGGAGUCCAACCAAGGAAAGUGGAUGAUUAAAAGCGACAUUGUAAAUAAUAUAGUUUCAUUGUGUAAAUAUUCUGUAUCAUAAUUCUUUUUUAAAUUCCGAUGAUGUUAAUAAAUAGUUUAAAAAUGCA
Uloborus diversus is the source of this 1025-nucleotide messenger RNA. It is a transcript of the gene Spf30, whose product is annotated as survival of motor neuron-related-splicing factor 30-like. The record is from RefSeq and is a predicted model, not a curated record. The transcript is spliced from 7 exons. Gene Ontology annotation, cellular component: cytoplasm; nucleus; precatalytic spliceosome. Gene Ontology annotation, biological process: regulation of alternative mRNA splicing, via spliceosome; mRNA processing. Bases 25 to 774 code for a protein of 249 amino acids. NCBI's taxonomy places the organism in Eukaryota, Metazoa, Arthropoda, Arachnida, Araneae, Uloboridae. Gene Ontology annotation, molecular function: RNA binding.